This is a messenger RNA of Mesorhabditis spiculigera, 210 nucleotides long. The record is from the annotation of a GenBank genome assembly. NCBI's taxonomy places the organism in Eukaryota, Metazoa, Nematoda, Chromadorea, Rhabditida, Rhabditidae.
AUGGAGAAAAACGCAAUAUUUCGGCUGAUCAUAUUUUUGGCUACGUUUUGCGGUUUGGCAGUGGGUAAAAUCGUACGGGUCUAUAACUGUGAUCUCUACUGCGGCGAUGGGCAAUAUUGGCCGUUGACGCAGUGUUGCGAACGGCACGACUUCUUCGGCAAGGCCGGCGGCGAGUGCCAGGGCGCGAAGGCCUUUUGCGAUAUCGGAUUA